AUGGAACAGACUCCCGACCCCUUCACCAACGGGCCUCGCAGUCACAGUUAUCACGCUCAGUGUGGCGAGGACAUGUCAUAUUCGCCCAGUCGCUCCACACAUCAUCUCACCAACGAUGCGUCGCACUACGCAACCGAGGACCCUGCGAGCUACUACCAUGAGACCUCUCUAGACUGGACACAGCCGCCGUUAGCUCAAACCACGAGCUUCGCGGACCAUGUUCCUGGCAACGAUGAGUACUUAGACGAAAACUUCAUCAAUACCGGCGACGAAAUGCCAGUAAACUCAUUCAACACCAAUGACGACGAUUUGUCGCGUCACACAACAGCCAUGACACCAGAGCCAGGCGUCCUGCUUCCUCACGUACUGCCCCCACAACCUCUAUCAUGUGACAGCCUUCCGGGGACGUCAGCCGUUGAAGAAGGAAUCUAUUCUGCGCCAUCCGAUGUUUCGGGCCUUUGGGGGUGGGGUGAACCAUCCUUCCCAGCUGUGCCGUCUUUUCUGCAGGACGAAGGGCCUUUCAGGGCAACGGCAAACGUCUUGGACGAAUCCGCCGUUCACCCCACCCAUGACACUGUCGCAGCCUUGACCCGGCGAAAGAGCAUCUUGAAAGCAGAUGGCACCACCACCAAGCAACGGGGUGCGAGCAGUCAGUCACGAGAACUGGUACCGUCCGCAAUCUGGGAGACGCACAAGGCCACCAUUCGGAUGCUGUAUUUGGAAGAGCGCAAGCCGCUGAAAGAUGUCAUCCGCAUCAUGCAUGAGCGUCAUGCCUUCCAGGCAACGUCAGUCUUCUUUUUACUGCAGUCCCGUGGUAUACUGACCCGACUCAGGCCCAAGAUGUACAAGACAAGAUUUUCUCAGUGGGGUUUCGCUAAGAACAACACCGAGAACGAAGUCAAACACCUCCUUUCGAUGAAGUUUGAAAGAGACGCAGAGGGAAAGGUCUCCGAAUUCAUCCGUAAUGGUAAGGUAGUGAACCUGGCAACCUACCUUAAACGGAAAGGCGUUACCGAGUAUGACCUUGUCGAUUUUGAGACGACAUCGCGGCUGCCUGCACACGUUCGGUGCCGUACGCCAUCGCCACCGCCAUCUCUAUCUCCCGGCUAUCUAAGGUCACCCGACCUCAUACGGGCGCAAGAGAUCCUCGUGGGCCAUAUGCGGAAGACUCUGAUCCAUUGCCAACAAAUAGAAUCCAGAUAUCCCCUCAAGAAUGGAUGGAGCUCCCUGCUCUUAUGGGGUGCCGAGUCGAGUGGCAUGCUUUAUCAAGCCGGCAAGCUCUUCGGGAGGAGUCAAGACAGCCAGGCCGGCGACCUACUUAUGCGAGCGUUUCAGCGUCUUGAGGUUGACCUCCAGCAUCUAUCAACGCAGGGCACUAAAGAGCUGCUCUUCUGUUUGUCACAUCAAAAUCCGGGCAUGACGAUAGCCCUAUCCAAGUAUCUCGCCGCAUACUCAAUGACGAACUUUGCACGGCUACACCCGCUACGUGUCAUCUUCUCUAGCCUAUACGAGGUACUUUGGAAACAUGGGCCUGCCGCCUUAUCUGAUCUGGUAUGGAGCGCGAUGCCUACGCUAGCUGAAGAACUCGAGACUAUUCAUGGACAGCAUUCCCCCCUAGCCGUUCGGACCUGGAUCGACCUAUGCAUCCUAUACAACCAUUCCAACCCGUAUCGCCUAUCCAACCUCUACGCCGAUUUGGGACGCCUGAACCAAGAUGACCGCAGCGCAGUGCAGGAGGAGUUCAUAGGCUUCAGCUAUGCGCGACUCCAGCUGGCUGCCUCCAUAGAUGUCAACGGCAUCGCCCAUCGCGCGCAGCUCGUAGAGCUCUGGAACUAUUGCGUCGCCGAUAAUAUCGUGUUUGGCGUGCACGGUCAGCCUGAGGUCUACUGCUGGCACCCCGUGUUGCAGGUUCAGCCGACAGUUUCACGCAUGCUGGAGCGGUACCGAGUGACCAUGAAGCAUGUUGAGGACAUCUUCGGCUGCAAGAUGAUCUGCGGCUACCCCCUCGAGCCUCACCCCACCAUCCACGCCGAUGAGACAGAUCCGCCCGAGAACUACCGUUUCCUGAAGAUACCGAUCUCUCUGAGUGAUUUGCGGCCGAUGGCGUCGCCUGCUUCUUCCGGCAAGAUCCUGGAGGAAUUGCAAACGUGA
Verticillium dahliae VdLs.17 is the source of this 2151-nucleotide messenger RNA. RefSeq lists its product as uncharacterized. Lineage: Eukaryota; Fungi; Ascomycota; Sordariomycetes; Glomerellales; Plectosphaerellaceae. The record is from RefSeq and is a predicted model, not a curated record. The coding region runs from base 1 to 2151 and encodes 716 amino acids. The transcript is spliced from 2 exons.